AGUGAGGCGGAAGCGGGAGGCGGAGCGUUUCCUCCCGCGGGGCCGAGGCCGCGCUACGGCGGCCGGGAGGGGUCAACGUGCGGGGGAGGCGAAGCGAAGCGGAUCGGAGCGGGGUAGGGAAGCGCGGUGCGGCGGUCAGGACGAUGCUGGAGGCGGCGGCCGCAGCCGAGCCCGAGUUGGACCCCGAGGACCUGGUACAUUUCUCGGUUGGAGACCUGCCCAGCCGUGGCUACGGCGUGAUGGGCGAGAUCCGGAGGCAGGGCAAGCUGUGCGAUGUGACCCUCAAGGUGGGGGACCAUAAAUUCAGCGCUCACCGGAUCGUGCUGGCAGCUUCCAUCCCCUACUUCCAUGCCAUGUUCACCAACGACAUGAUGGAGUGCAAGCAGGAUGAGAUCGUCAUGCAGGGGAUGGACCCCAGCGCACUUGAGGCUCUGAUCAACUUUGCCUACAACGGGCACCUGGCGAUCGAUCAGCAGAACGUGCAGUCUUUGCUGAUGGGAGCCAGCUUCCUGCAGCUGCAGAACAUCAAGGAUGCCUGCUGCACCUUCCUCAGAGAGAGGCUUCACCCAAAGAACUGCCUGGGCGUGCGGCAGUUUGCAGAGACGAUGAUGUGCGCAGUGCUCUACGAUGCUGCCAACAGCUUCAUUCACCAGCACUUCGUGGAGGUGUCCAUGUCUGAGGAGUUCCUGGCUCUGCCUUUUGAGGACGUCCUGGAGCUCGUUUCUCGGGAUGAGCUCAACGUGAAGUCUGAAGAGCAGGUGUUUGAAGCUGCUCUAGCAUGGAUACGCUACGAGAGAGACCAGAGGGAGCUGUUCCUGCCUGAGCUCCUCUCCAAAAUCCGCCUGCCCCUUUGUCGGCCUCAGUUCCUCACUGACAGAGUGCAACAAGACGACCUGGUGCGCUGCUGCCACAAAUGCAGAGAUCUAGUGGAUGAAGCAAAAGAUUAUCACCUCAUGCCAGAGCGUCGACCGCACCUCCCAGCAUUCAAGACCCGUCCUCGGUGCUGCACGUCGAUUGCAGGGCUGAUUUAUGCUGUUGGAGGACUUAACUCAGCAGCAAAUUUUUAUGCAGGUGACUCUCUGAACGUGGUGGAAGUCUUUGACCCCAUUGCCAACCGCUGGGAGAAGUGCCAGCCGAUGACGACGGCACGGAGCCGCGUUGGUGUGGCCGUGGUGAAUGGGCUGCUCUACGCCAUCGGGGGGUACGACGGGCAGCUGAGGCUGAGCACUGUGGAGGUGUACAACCCUGAGAUGGAUUCCUGGUCCAAAGUGGAAAGCAUGAACAGCAAACGAAGUGCGAUGGGAACCGUGGUGCUGGACGGGCAGAUCUACGUUUGCGGCGGAUACGAUGGAAACUCCUCGCUCAACUCCGUGGAGUCCUAUUCUCCAGAAACAAACAAGUGGACAGUGGUGACCCCCAUGAGCUCCAACCGCAGCGCUGCUGGUGUCACUGUGUUUGAGGGCAGGAUCUACGUGUCAGGAGGGCACGACGGCCUGCAGAUCUUCAACAGUGUGGAGUACUACAACCAGCACACGGCCACCUGGCACCCGGUGGCCAGCAUGCUCAACAAGCGCUGCCGCCACGGGGCGGCGUCGCUGGGAAGCAAGAUGUUUGUGUGCGGGGGUUACGACGGCUCUGCCUUCCUCAGCAUGGCUGAAGUGUACAGCUCUGUGGCGGACCAGUGGUACCUCAUCGUCCCCAUGAACACCCGGAGGAGCCGAGUGUCCCUGGUGGCAAACUGCGGCCGCCUGUACGCCGUCGGGGGUUACGAUGGACAGUCCAACCUCAGCUCGGUCGAGAUGUACGACCCGGAGACCAACCGCUGGACGUUCAUGGCCCCGAUGGUGUGCCACGAGGGGGGGGUCGGCGUGGGCUGCAUCCCCCUGCUGACCAUCUGAGGAGGCAGAGGCGAGGAGCUGCCUUGUGACAAUCGUGGGAGAGCUCCAGCCGGCGUUUCCCGCUCUGAUAGCCAGAGAGAUCCAUCUCCAGGUGCUCAAACACACACAAAAACUUGACACGACCACCCCCACCCUUGGCUCUUGGGCCGAGGCCCCUGAAGGAUCGACGUUUUCGGGACUACGAUGCGAGGUGUGAAUGUGCUGCCCUGAGCAAGGAGCUGCCCUCCUCCCGCUUUCGCCUCUGCGCAGAGCCACAGCUGAGCAAAUCCUUCCUCUCCCCAGCAGCGCCCAGCCGCGUCGGUGUGCUUUGGCCAACGCUGGGAGGUGGUGGUGUGGGUUGGGAGGGAACAGAAUUGCACAGAUGGCUGCUUCCGUGACUUGAAGAACACCUGCACACCUUCUGUCGGCAGCAAGGACCCCGGCAUCCCAAGAGUUUGAUCCGCAGUGGUCUUUUUUUGGGUUGUUUCAGCUUCAUGCUGGCCACGUUGAGAUCUUACCCUGUCUACCAAAGCAGGCAGGACCUACCAAUGUAGGCCUGUAAGACCAUGUCCAAGCUCUGCAAGUUCGGGUGCUUCUUGCACAAGCCACUGCUGGUUUCUCCAAAUGCUUUCUUCAGCUUAGAUGGGGAAAAUUUCUCCACAAGAGCCACAUGAUGGAGAAACUGGGGGGAGAAAAAGUCGGUUAAACCAUGGGAGCGUUUUAGCAAACAUGGGAGGAAGAAUGCCAAAUGUCAACCACACUAAGCAACAGCCUUAGGAUUUCAACAGAGGAGGCAAACCGAGGUGUGAAUGGUCAGGAUAGCCCUUAAUGGUCAAUAGAUGUCUCCAGAAAUAAGCUUUGGCUUUUCUACGUUGGUAUGUGAGAGGCAGCUGACGCAGAGUGGCCAGGAUCUGUAAGGAGGAGAGGGAUCACUGCCUCUGUUUGUGACAGCACAGGAGGUCUGUGGCUGUGUUGGGGCAGCUGCAGUUCAGCUCUGAGGAGCAGAGGAACCUGCAGCAGCCUCCCUGCAAGGCGCUGGUGGGAAACCACACUUCCCCAGCACGGCUGAGAUCAACGUCUUGGGGUUUGUGUGCUGGGAAAGGUCUUGGCAAUGUGCUUAUUUCAUGGCAGCCACGCAAGGAAACUUCCUGUGGCCAAACUGUGGCAGGGCUGCAGGUGCUGCCCCGUGUCCCUGCUCGUCCCGUUGGGCUCAGCACCGCUUCCAGCCCCUCUCCCUUUGCUAUUUUCCACCCUAUUUUCACUGCAGCCAAAGGGAGCUGCUGCUGCUGCUGGCUUGGUCCUUCCCAGAACCAAACCCACCGAGCACCACUUGCCUGCAUCAGCCCUCCAGCAUUUCCCCUGCAUGAAUGUGAAUGGUGAGAGCCACGGCUCCCUGCCCACCAGCACAGCCACAGGGCAGGGAGCCCCUCAACACUACGCCCACUGCAGGCAGCGGGGGGCUCACUGCUGCCCUGUGUUUCCAGGAGCUUUGGUGUCCCCCCACCCAAACCCGUGCUUCUCCUUCAUAGCUGACUCCCAGCUCGGGAUUUUAACUUUGGGUGUAUAUGUGGAUGUCUAUAUAUUCAGGUACUGUGUAUAUUUUAGGUAUAUAUAACGAGCAUAUCUGGCUAUAAAUGUGGUUUUGUCAGUAUGUAUUUCUUCUGUAUACGGACGUCAGUGGAUGGGUUCACUGGGUGAAUUCAUUGCGAGGUUUCCCUGCUGCUAAGACACUUCAAAAAGGAAAAACAAAACAAAGCACGAGUAUUGCAAUGGAAAUGAAGCUGCUUUGGCAUCCUCACCUUGCUCCUGGGUGGGAGGAGAGACGGGGGGAGCUUUGGGCAGCAGCUUUAGCCCUGGAUCUGCAUGAUCCCCUCCCUGCCAGGAGGCUUGGAAGGAAGUGGGAAGGCUUCCAGCUGGGAGCUGCCUGGCUGCAGGCUGUGGCAGGGAACAGUUUGUUUGUACAAGCAUCAGCUCCUAGCUCUGAGCAGAGCGAGGGGACUCAGAAGAAAUGUGGGGCUCCAAGUGGGGUUUUGCUCUCUGCAUUUGGGAAAGGGAGACGUGGGCAGGCUGAGAGUUGGGCAGAGAGGAGGAUGGUGAGGCUCAGCAAGGGCGAGUGUGGGGUCCUACAGCUGGGGGGAGUUACUGCAUGCAUCAGAAUAGGUCGGGGGUGAGCUGGAAAGGAGCUCUGUGGGGAAGGAGCUGGGUGUUGUGGUUGACCAGCAGUUGGCCAACCAUUGACCACAACUGUUGUCCCCGGCUCAUGGUCACUCUGUGUGCAUUGCAAUGGGACUCUGGGGGGUGCAUUGCACCCAGUGCGGCCAGCAGAGCAACGGAGGUUCUCCUGCCCUCUGCUCUGCCCUGGUGAAGCCACAUCUGGAGCACUGGGGCCAUCGCUGGGCUCCCCACUAUCAGGCAGACAGGAAACUGAUGGGGGAAAGGCUGAGAGCCCCGGGUCUGUUCAGCCUGGAGAAGGUGAGAGGGGAUGUUACCUCCUCUGGAGAUGUUCAAAACCCACCUGGGUGCUUUCCUGUGCGACCUGCCCUAGGGAACCUGCGUUCUGUAGAAGUCCAUUCCAACUCCUGUGCUUCUGGGAUUCUGCACCCCACACAAGGCAAAACGUGCAGCCCCAAAGCGAAGCCCUUCUAAUUCCCACCGCCUCUCCAGCUGCCCAGGGAGGAGGAUGGGAACAAACCCCACAAAGCUUCUCUUCGCUGCGGCUCUCCAAGAAAAACAGCAGCAAUCCGAUCCCUUCCCGUGCGUGCCGCCCAGCCCUGUGUUUGUCCUGGAAGCGGAGCCCCAUGGCUGUGCUGCUGCUGGCUGUGCUGCUGCUGGCUGUGCUGCUGCCCACCGCCCCGUCAUCCACCGCCCCACUGCCCCCCACACCACGCGAGCUGGCCCGCACCGUGCUGGAGGCACACGGGCGCGAUGCGGGCAGCGGGCUGAGGCUGCUCAAGCUGCAAGGAGUCACCAGGACGAAGUUUGACUGGGGCACGCACUUCACCAUCAAUCUCACCGCCCGUGAGAUCUCCUGCCCCGCCGGCCCCACGGCGCCACGCGGUGCUGCAUGCAGAGCCCGGCCGGGCCAGAUCCAGCACUGCGUGGCCCAGAUCUCCGUCUUUGCCUUCCUGCCUGACGUGCCGCUGUCGCUGCUGGAGUGCAGCCGGCAGACGCCCAGCAGCUCAGGGCAGCCCCGCUCCCGAAGCCGGCACAGCCCUGCAGCCCCACGAGCCAUUGGCCUCAGGGAGCCAGCACCGUCCUGAAGCCCAUGAGCGCAUCCAUCCUGCAGCAGGGGACGUGCAGACCUCAUCCAUGGAGCCCGUCCCAUAGACCCAAGGGCUGAAAUAAAGAUGUUCCAGGGCUGUGCUGUGUGUGUGAUGCCUCGCCCCCAUCCUGCAGUAGAAUGGGAUUGAGGUUGCACAAACCUGCAGCUUUUGGGUCAUGAUGGGGCGGCUGCAGCCCCAUGUGCGGCAUCUCCAUCCCAGCUGCCAAUAGCACGUUGGCCAACCCUU
Lagopus muta (rock ptarmigan) is the source of this 5386-nucleotide messenger RNA. RefSeq names its product kelch like family member 18 (gene KLHL18). Gene Ontology annotation, molecular function: protein binding. The record is from RefSeq and is a predicted model, not a curated record. The coding region runs from base 144 to 1898 and encodes 584 amino acids. The transcript has 13 exons. NCBI's taxonomy places the organism in Eukaryota, Metazoa, Chordata, Aves, Galliformes, Phasianidae.